Phodopus roborovskii (desert hamster) is the source of this 1441-nucleotide messenger RNA. RefSeq names its product small nuclear ribonucleoprotein U11/U12 subunit 48 (gene Snrnp48). The record is from RefSeq and is a predicted model, not a curated record. The transcript has 9 exons. Bases 35 to 1048 code for a protein of 337 amino acids. Lineage: Eukaryota; Metazoa; Chordata; Mammalia; Rodentia; Cricetidae. Gene Ontology annotation, cellular component: nucleoplasm; cytosol; U12-type spliceosomal complex.
UUCGACUACUUCCUGCGGGCGGCGGACGGAGACCAUGGAUGUUGAGCCUCCUCCUUUGGAGGAGCGGCGGCGGCUGCAGGAGGAGUUGAGCGAGUUCGUAGAGAGCUGCUGCCGGACUCUGGAGGAGGUGACGGCGUCCCUGGGAUGGAGCCUGGAUCAGCUGGACCCCGGGGACGAGGCGGAGGCCGAGGAUGAAAUCACGAUAUGCCCUUAUGAUUCCAAUCAUCAUAUGCCUAAAUCAUCACUAGCAAAGCACAUGGAAUCUUGCAGAUUGAGAAAGCUGGGUUAUGCUAAAGAGGAAGAGGAUGAAAUGUACAAUCCUGCUGUUUUCUAUGAGAAUUUGAAGAUUCCUUCAGUUACUUUGAAUAAGGACUCACAGUUCCAGAUAAUUAAACAAGCUAGAACUGCAGCUGUGAAAGAUGGGGAUUGUUAUACUCCAAGAAUGUAUUCUUCAUUGCCUGUUGAAGUUCCUCUGAAUCACAAACGAUCCAUUUGUGACCUUACCCAAGCAGAUCGUCUUGCCCUUUAUGAUUUUGUUAUUGAGGAGACAAAGAAGAAGCGAUCUGGUUCUCAAGUCAUAGAAAACGACAGCGAUCUGUUUGUAGACUUGGCUGCUAAAGUCAAUCAAGAUAAUAGCCGAAAAAGUCCCAAAUCUUACCUGGAAAUCUUGGCAGAAGUGAGAGAUUACAAAAGAAGACGCCAGUCCUACAGAGCCAAAAAUGUUCAUAUAACCAAAAAGUCAUACACUGAGGUAAUUCGGGAUGUGAUAAAGGUGCACAUGGAAGAACUCAGUAACCACUGGCAGGAAGAACAGGAAAGAGCCGAAGAUGGUGCUGAAAAGAAUGAAGAAAGGCGGUCGGCUUCGGUAGACUCACGGCAGUCUGGUGGAAGUUACUUGGAUGUGGAAAAUUCAAGACAUAGAAGGGCUCGGAGUAGGAGCCCACACAAGCGAAAAAGAAAUAAGGAUAAAAAUUCCGAGUCGAGAAGAAGGAAAGAUAGGGAUGGAGAAAGACAUCAUAGUCAUAAAAGAAGAAAGCAAAAAGUAUAAAAAGAAUGUGACUGCAGUAAUUACACUUAUGAAAUAAAUAUGUUGAUGGUGUUUUUUUUCCCACAUGAAACAAUUUUGUUUAUUGAAACUAAAGACAAGCAUGAUGUCUAAUGUCUUCACCAAAUUACAUGAAUUGGGUUUUCUUUUCCAUGAGUUCUUCCCUGUUACCUGAUAUCAAGAUGAUACAAAAACGAUGUAAAAUAUGUAUAGGGUUAGGGAUAUGGAUGAGCAAAAUUAUGACAAGUUCAUUGCCGGGACCUAGGUCAGGGUUUUGAGAACUUUCUAUAGUUCCUGCUGUAGGGAUACUCAAGGGUCUAACCUUCUUGGGAACAAGCAUGAACAGUCACAAACCUACACACUGACAUCACAUAAUUAAAUCAAAUCUUUAACCAA